ACAGUCAACCCGCAAAGUGGCUAAAAAAAAGUCCAAACAAACCCCAAAAAUUUUGAUUUUCUGAAUUUUUUUGCAAGACGAAAAUGGUUGUCAGUAAUAUGACUUUGGUUAAAAUAGGAGCUAUAGGAGGAGUAAUUACCGUUUCGAUGGGAAUGGCUUUAAGACGCAAAGUGAAUGAAAACAUCAGACAAACAGAAUAUUACAAAGAAGCACUGAAAACUGUUAGAUCUAACCAGAGUGCUGUGUACUUAUUAGGUGAACCAAUGAAGGAAGGACGGAUUCAAAUUGAUGAUGCAGAAAAGAAUUUUACAAAAGUUGAUACAGCACACUAUGAAGUUCCAAUCAAAGGGCCCAAACAGAAGGGUGUGAUAUAUUUUUGGGCAAAUAAACUCGACAGUGGAUGGACUGUAAAUAGGAUAGAACUGGGUCUAGACAAUGAACCGAAUAGAAGGUUACUCAUCAAGAACACUGACAAUGCAGAGCAAAAUAUAAAUGAGUAGAUAUUUAUUUAUAAGGGGUGCAUACACAAUAAAUAAACUAUAAAAUUACCAAAAA
Molecule: messenger RNA, 555 nt
Organism: Zophobas morio
Lineage: Eukaryota; Metazoa; Arthropoda; Insecta; Coleoptera; Tenebrionidae
Exons: 2
Coding region: 84-500 (138 amino acids)
Biological process (GO): mitochondrial respiratory chain complex I assembly; mitochondrial respiratory chain complex IV assembly
Cellular component (GO): mitochondrial inner membrane
Source: RefSeq, a predicted model, not a curated record